Neopsephotus bourkii (Bourke's parrot) is the source of this 3127-nucleotide messenger RNA. It is a transcript of the gene GADL1, whose product is annotated as glutamate decarboxylase like 1. The transcript has 16 exons. The record is from RefSeq and is a predicted model, not a curated record. Bases 140 to 1699 code for a protein of 519 amino acids. Lineage: Eukaryota; Metazoa; Chordata; Aves; Psittaciformes; Psittacidae. Gene Ontology annotation, biological process: carboxylic acid metabolic process. Gene Ontology annotation, molecular function: pyridoxal phosphate binding; carboxy-lyase activity. Gene Ontology annotation, cellular component: cytoplasm.
AAGCUGCGGGCUCAGCUCGGCCGCUGGACGGCGAGGGAGCGGCAAGGGUCACGCCGGAAGGUGCCUCCGCUCCGCACGCAGCUCCCACCGCGAAGGCGAGAUGGAGGAGUGAUGUAAAGGAAGAAGUAGCAUUGUGUUUAUGGAACACAUCAGGAAAGUACAUCUCGUGGAUGAAGUUGAUAUUUGCAAGCCAGAGAUGCUCCAGAGGAAUGCUAUUUUGGUGGAUGGGGUAAUCCUAAAUGGUCCAAUAAUGGACUCAAGAGCAGGAGAGAAGUUUGUGGAAGAAGCCUGUAAGAUUAUAAUGGAAGAAGUCAUCCAGAAAGCUGAUGAUGUAACUGAAAAGGUUUGUGAAUGGCAAGACCCUGAAACACUGAAGCAGAUACUUGAUCUGGAAAUGAGGGACACUGGAGAAUCUCAUCAGAAACUCUUGCAGCUCUGCCGGGAUGUUAUACAGUACAGCGUCAAAACCAGUCACCCAAGAUUUUUCAAUCAGCUGUAUGCUGGAAUAGAUUAUUACUCAUUAGUGGCUCGUUUCAUUACAGAAGCACUGAACCCAAGUGUAUAUACAUAUGAAGUGUCCCCUGUGUUUCUGUUGGUGGAAGAAGCAGUCAUCAAGAAAAUGAUUGAGUUCAUAGGCUGGGAAGAAGGUGAUGGUAUAUUUAAUCCAGGUGGCUCUGUUUCUAAUAUGUAUGCUAUGAACUUAGCAAGAUACAAAUUUUGUCCUGAGAUAAAGGAAAAAGGGCUUUCAGGUUUGCCAAGACUAGUCCUGUUCACAUCAGAAGAGUGUCAUUACUCCAUGAAAAAGGCAGCCUCCUUCAUGGGUAUUGGCACAGAGAACGUUUACUUCAUCAAAACAGAUGAAAGAGGUAAGAUGAUACCUGAGGAACUGGAGAAACAAGUCCAGCGGUCCAGGAAAGAGGGGUCAGCACCAUUUCUUGUCUGUGCUACAGCAGGUACAACAGUGCUGGGAGCAUUUGAUCCUCUGGAUAAAAUUGCUGAUAUCUGUGAAAAGCAUGGCCUCUGGCUUCAUGUUGACGCUUCUUGGGGUGGCUCGGCUUUGAUAUCAAGGAAGCAUUGCAGACUUCUUCAUGGCAUUCACAGGGCAGAUUCUGUUGCCUGGAAUCCCCACAAAAUGCUGUUGGCAGGAAUCCAGUGCUGUGCUCUUCUGGUGAAAGACAACUGUGGCCUGCUGAAGAAGUGUUACUCUGCCGAGGCCGCCUACCUGUUCCAAAAGGACAAGUUCUACGAUGUCAGCUAUGACACUGGUGACAAGUCCAUUCAGUGCAGCAGACGUCCAGAUGCGUUCAAAUUCUGGCUGAUGUGGAAAGCAUUGGGAACCACAGGCCUCGAGGAGAGAGUAAACAGAGCACUGGCUUUGGCUAGGUAUCUAGUUGAGGAAAUUAAGAAAAGAGAGGGAUUCGAGCUUCUUUUGGAGCCUGAGUAUGCAAACGUUUGCUUUUGGUACAUUCCACCGAGCUUAAGAAAAAUGGAAGAUGGACCUGAGUUUUGGCAGAAGCUACACCAGGUUGCUCCUAUAAUUAAAGAAAGGAUGAUGAAGAAGGGCAGCAUGAUGCUUGGGUACCAGCCUCACCAGGGCAAAGUCAACUUCUUCCGUCAAGUGGUGAUCAGCCCGCAAGUUAGUCGAGAGGACAUGGACUUCCUCCUGGAUGAAAUUGAACUGCUUGCUAAGGACUUGUAGCUGUAGCUCCACAGCACCAGAUGCUGCUCACAUGUAUUAUUUAUGGGGAGAGAAUGGCAGCAGCAUUCUGGUACUAUUUUGUGAAAAGUAGUGAAAAAAUUGACGUAUAUUUUGGAAACUAUAAUUUUACACAGUGAUGUUGAGAGCUUCGCAGGUAGAACACCCCCUCCCAGGAAAGUAUUUACUGAUGGGGGCUUAAAGUGGCUGGAACAGGCUGGUCCUUGCAGCACCCCUGCUGCCAUUCUGGGAAGUGUUUCCUCAGGAAGGGAGCACUUCUGAAAAUUGCAUCUAUGUCCCAGAGAGGGGAGCUAUUUAUGGGGUGCCUAUUCACAGUCUAGCUCAAACUGAUCACUCAUGUACACGAGCAGUCCUCCUCUGAAGUAACGGUUAGGAGUGGAUUUAGCUCAGGUCUGGUUGGUAAUCACACUGAUAAGGCUUGAAAUUGUGGACUUAUAGGAGGAGUACAAGGGCUCUAACUAGAUGGCUUGCUGAGAUUUUCUGUUGUGAGCACAGGCAGACAGUAGAAUAGGACUUGGUGGGGUUGUGCAGUCGCCAUCACAGGAUGUCGGCAGGGUCCCCCUGCACGAAGCCCUAGGCAACCAAUGUUGACCCUGCUUUGAAGAGGCUGAACUAGAUGACCUAUUAAGGUCCCUUCCAACCUACAGGAUUUUGUGAUUCUAUGAAAUGCAGUCAUUAGGCCCAGUCAGUGUUUGCAGUGUUUCCCAACCAAAAUAUCACCCCCACUUUAGCAGAGCUGUGAACACUGGAAUAGCACUUAGAAAUUCUUGAUCUUUUUGUUAACAAGAGUUACCUAUCAUUUCUGAACUGCUAUUCACUUUCCUCUAUUUUAAAGUGUAAAGAUUUAUAUUGCAGCUUUUAGAUACACUUUAAAAUUAUAACAGAGAAAAUAAUAUUUACCUGAAAGAUACAUUUUUUAUGCAUGUUGACUAUAUAUUAAGAACAUAGCAGAAUUACUUCCUUCUCAUUGUCUGUUUGCAUUUUCCUACAGAUUUGGGAUGACUUGAUCUUAUGUUAUCAGUGUAUGAUUUAUACUUUGACAAUGAAAUUAACAUGUUGAUGAUCAGAGAAGGCCUGUAAUUUUAUAGUAUGAAUAGCUUGAACAUGGUUUGGUUAAUCCUAAAUUGCAAAAUUAAGUUCUAAACUUCAUGUUAAGAAUUACAGCAUACUUUGGAUCUGGUUUUAUUCUAUAAAAAGUUCCAUUUUAUAAAGAUAGAAAUUUAUUUCUUGGGGUGAAGUUCUUGCAGCAAAAUAAUGGAAAUAAUCAUGUCUCGCACCUUGCAAUCAACACCUAUUUAACUUUAAUGAUUUGGUAUUUGUUUCUUAUUCUGUAUCUGGGGUAGCACUGACCAAUAUGAACCUUUCUACUAUGAUGUCUUCUAUUCUGCUGAAAGAUGCCUUUAAAUGCAA